Molecule: messenger RNA, 426 nt
Organism: Trichoderma aggressivum f. europaeum
Lineage: Eukaryota; Fungi; Ascomycota; Sordariomycetes; Hypocreales; Hypocreaceae
Exons: 2
Coding region: 1-426 (141 amino acids)
Cellular component (GO): anaphase-promoting complex
Source: RefSeq, a predicted model, not a curated record
AUGCUUUCCCAAGCAUCAACACUAAACUUCCGACACCCAACCCGUGAUAUCUUCUCAUUCCGCACACUGCAUCAUGGCAACAACCCAACUAACACGCACACAAUCUCUCCCCGCCAGAACAAAGACUCGUGCUUCACCUACGUGCACAUGCACCGCUCUGGCGAUGCUGAUCUCUUCGAGGACUUUUGCAAGGACAAGCUCCCCGACGAUGAGAUCUACGUCCCGCCUCAGCACCGCCCCAUCAACCCAGAGGACGAGGACGAUGUUGUUCCUGAUCAACACGCGGCCUUUGGAAUCCAGCGCGCGACGCAGCGUGUCAAGGAGCCCGCGUGGAAGGAUCUGGGCCUGUCGGAUCUGAUGAGACAGGGCCCCGGGCCAGAGAGCAGGGCUGGGCCCAGCAGAGCGCCAAAGGGAUUGCCGCGGUAA